Lactuca sativa (garden lettuce) is the source of this 327-nucleotide messenger RNA. Lineage: Eukaryota; Viridiplantae; Streptophyta; Magnoliopsida; Asterales; Asteraceae. The record is from RefSeq and is a predicted model, not a curated record.
AUGAAUCCUUGUGUUUUUAUUAUUUUGUCACUUCUCUUGACUACAACUGGCAGCCAAUUGGUAGCUGCUGGAGGAAAUGAUAUGAAAAAGAAGUGUUUGGAUAAUGAGAGACUUGCGCUCCUUCUCUUCAAAGCUCCCCUUCACGACCCUUAUGAUACUCUCUCUACAUGGAGAUCUGACCAACAUGACUGCUGUAAAUGGAGUGGAGUCGAGUGCAGCAACCAAACUGGUCAUGUCACAGGGCUUGAUCUCAAUGAAUAUUUGCUUGAAGGUGAGAUAAGCCAUUCACUGCUUAACUUAAACUACUUGAAAGUUGAAUCAUCUUGA